This is a messenger RNA of Tremella mesenterica DSM 1558, 1567 nucleotides long. RefSeq lists its product as uncharacterized. The transcript is spliced from 2 exons. Lineage: Eukaryota; Fungi; Basidiomycota; Tremellomycetes; Tremellales; Tremellaceae. Bases 275 to 1375 code for a protein of 366 amino acids. The record is from RefSeq and is a predicted model, not a curated record.
AUCACUUGGCAUAUCAAACUACAAUACAACAGCUUUACACUCUUUAUCCGUCUUUCUUUUACCUAUACACAGUGAACAGUCGAACAUCCAAUCAAUACACCUUGAGGAUCAUCGAUUGGUAGGGAACACCGUACUACAUACACAAUACAUCACGUUGACAAAGGACGUCUCAUCGUUGGACAAUAAACCAGAGAGAGAGUCAGAAAGACAUCACAGAAGGAAGAUCAUAGGACCAUUGGGAUAAUAGGAUUAUUGGAAAGAGAAAACACACAAUAUGAAGCUGUUAGCUACUAUCGGUUUGAGUGCGGUCGUCUUGGGGGUCAGUGCGCAGAACAUCACCCUCAUCCCUACCAACAUCACUUCAUCAUGUACCACCUUCCUCACCUCUCUCAACUCCGAUCUCACCCUUCAAAGUUGCAUCGGACAAUUAAUCAACAUCACCUCCGCAUUCACUCCCACGCCUUCUGGUUCUCCCAACGUAUCGCAAAGCGAUAUCAACUUUGCUCUUGCCGCAAUGUGUAAUGACAAGGCUAAAUGCCAAGAUAACGUCAUUCGUGGUUGGCUCUCACAGUUUUGGUCCACUUGCAACGUCGAAUUAACAUCUUCCGGUCAAUCUAAUUCUCAAGUCCGUGACCUUUACGAUCUACUUUAUGCUUUCAACCCCAUGGUAGCCGCUGUUUGCGCCAUCGAUUCUGCCAAUCAAGAGUAUUGUAUAAACGAAAUCAAACAAUCAUCAUCUUCUUCUUCUUCUGCAUCUUCCUCUGCUCCGUCUGCUUCUUCCACCGGAACGGAUGAUGUAGUAACAGGAAUCAGCAACAAUACUCUUUUAGCCACAGUGACAACAAUCGACGCUGUAGAAUUGGCAAGACAAUAUCUUAUAAUCCCUCUUACAUCAACCUCAAUAACUAAACGUCUUCUGUCUUUAUCACUUUUCAAAAACCGUGAUUCUGCUCAAGUCGUAGAAGCCGCCACUUUGAUCGCUCCAAACACCACGACAUAUAGAAAUACUAUGCUCCCAUUCUUGUUCCUACAACCGGAUAUGAAAGCAGCUCAACUCUGUACACCCUGCGCAAGAGAGGUCAUGGUCAGUUACGUCAAAUUCGAAGCUGCUUAUCCGUACACUAUGGGAUUAGCAUCAAGUGCUAUCCUUGGAGGUCAGCCAAAAUUGUGGAAUGCGAUCAACGGGACUUGUGGACCGAACUUUAUAGCGGCGAUAAUGAGUCAAGUAGGAUUGAGCUCUUCAUUAGCUACCAACGGUAACGGAUCGGCCAGUGCGGCAGGUAGGAGAUUGGAAGGUUUGAAUGGAGGUUUGGUGAGUGUGUUGGGAGGAGUUGUGGGUAUCGUAGGGUUGUUGGGUGGUUUGAUGGUGUUGUGAGGGAAUCAUCUUAUUUGGUUCUCGGAGGUUCAGGGGUGGGUGGGUGAGAAGGGAGGGAUGGUCAAUUGUCGAUUUGAGAUCGGAAUGGCGAGGAUGAGGAUGAUCUGUUGAGAGAGGGAGAGGAUAUAGUGCAAUGUUUGCAUAGGAGGAGGUAGAGAAAAGAAUAAGGAUGGACAGUUGUUUUUUUGUUAU